AAAGGACAAGUUGGUUGAGAAGGGGGCAGAAAUGGUUCGCAUGAAGGCAGAAGUUAAACGGUUGGAGGAAGAGAAUGAAACAAAACGGAACUCCAUGGACAAAAUAGAGAAUGAAUUUAACUCCUUGCAAGGCAAAGUUCAGAACUUGGACGAACUCAACAAAUUGUACACCAAAGAUGCCGUCGUGCUAAAGGAAACUAUUAAAGCAUUGGAACAAUCGCUAGACUCGGAAAGGAUAAAGUCAGGAACAGUUUGCCGAGACAAUGCGAAUUUCAAGCAGGAGAAGAGACGACUCCAAGAACAACUAUCCGAUGUGUCACGACAAAGUCAUCAUUGGCAAGAGAGAGCCAGGUCGUUUGAGUCUGAGGCAUGGGCCCUAAAGAUGGAUUUGGAUAUGAAGGACACACAAAUAAAUGACGUUCGCAUCCUCCACGAGUCUCUACGAACUGAGAAGGCAGAACUAGCCAGUGAGAAAGAAGCCCUUGCGGCACAACUCAAAGAAUUAUCGGACAAACUGGACCAAUCUGACAAUGAUCGCGAGGAGUUGUCCAAGAAAAUUGGACAGAUCAAGGCUCAAGUUAAUGACCAAGUAGGGCGCGUAGCUGAGCUUCAAGUUUCUUUAGAGGCAACAAAGAAACAACAUUCUACGACGGAGAAGGAGUUGUUGAAAUAUCAAGUGAAGAAUGCGAAGCGUCGAAGAGAGUGGGCAAACGCUCUCUACUUUUUGGUAAACCCAUUCGACGCUUUUCGACGAUCACUUAUGGGACCACCGGAGAGGGUCCAGCAAUUUUACCGAAAUCAAGCACCAAAAUGAACAUAUACAUAUUUAUUUACC
Molecule: messenger RNA, 835 nt
Organism: Folsomia candida
Lineage: Eukaryota; Metazoa; Arthropoda; Collembola; Entomobryomorpha; Isotomidae
Product: rho-associated protein kinase 1-like
Exons: 5
Coding region: 32-814 (260 amino acids)
Source: RefSeq, a predicted model, not a curated record